AUUCCCAAGGUUAUCCUCUACAUUCGUCUCUUUGCUGCAUCCAAUGCAUCCGAGUGUACAUCAUUCUAAUGGACCUUAGCUCUUCCACUAGAGCCGGUACAUCGACGUACUCGUCUUCCUCAAGCUACGAUCCCCUGAGAGAGUACAGACUAUCGGAGUCCACCAGCCGAUCUGACGCUACUGAACGGUUCUUCGUCACGGGAAAACCCAGCCGAUCAGAAGAUUCAAUGGCUCGCCAGAUGAAACAGUGGGACAGAGAUUGGAGCAAGGUCUCAAGCCGACGCUGACAUUGACAAUGACAAUGACAAACCGGAGGGGUUGUUAGCCCAGCCAAUGCCAACCCGCUGUUUGGGCAUGUACGAAUAAGCUGUACAAUAGUUAGAAUGCGACUGGCGCGGGGGAGUACGGUGUACAGGGAUGGCUGGAUACAUAGAUCAAACGGCACUUCUUUGUUGUUCUUGUUUCGGCGAUCGGGAGAGCUAAGCUAGGCGCCGGCAUACGGCUACCGAGAUUCUGGGAUGGUCAAAUGUAUUUCUCACUCAAUGUUAAACGGAAUAGAUACCUGCUUUACAUAUGGCUGGUGACUCACU
Molecule: messenger RNA, 590 nt
Organism: Xylaria bambusicola
Lineage: Eukaryota; Fungi; Ascomycota; Sordariomycetes; Xylariales; Xylariaceae
Exons: 3
Coding region: 69-287 (72 amino acids)
Source: RefSeq, a predicted model, not a curated record